UCGCUAUUCCACACCACUUCGUCAAUUUUCCAUAUUAGUAUGUACAAAGGGUAAAAUACUUAUUUUUCCUGACUAUACAACGUGGCAGUGUUUCAUCUUACUUAAGCCGUCCCUCCGCUGACGCCCCUGCAGGUCCGCAUGGCUGUAAGCCUGACGACGCUGCUGGUGCUGUACACGCUCUACGGAAAUGCCUCGGAGGCUCUUCCGGCCACCGCCUACGUGAAGAUGAUCGACGUGUGGUUCUUCUUCUGUAUCUUCCUGCUCUUCUUCGUCAUCGUCGUCCACGUCAUCGCGGAGCAUCUGGUCAACAUGGCUGGGGUGACCCUCGACUAUCCCUUAUCGGUAAGGAGGAACAAGAUGAGCGCGCGCCCAUCCUCUCCUGUGGCUGACCGAAUUAUCAUAAUGGCGAGGACUUACCUGAUUCCUAUGGUCAUCAUCCUCUUCAAUUGCAUCUACUGGGGCAUCAUAUUUGGCACCGAAUAAUUACCGAUCUCUGUCACCCGCGACUGAUUAGCGUAAUUUCACACGUAAGGGUGAGCAACGAAUUUUAUCUAGGAACCCUGUCUAUAUAAAACUUCAAUGCAUGUUGUUUUUUCCACAUUCACUGUGUGUAGACGGAGAAAUAAAAUUUAUAUA
This is a messenger RNA of Penaeus chinensis, 636 nucleotides long. RefSeq lists its product as uncharacterized. Lineage: Eukaryota; Metazoa; Arthropoda; Malacostraca; Decapoda; Penaeidae. The transcript has 2 exons. Bases 139 to 483 code for a protein of 114 amino acids. Gene Ontology annotation, biological process: monoatomic ion transport. Gene Ontology annotation, cellular component: membrane. The record is from RefSeq and is a predicted model, not a curated record.